GGUGCUGCCCGUGGGGACGCGCUGCCCGUGGCCCUGCCCGCGCUGCUGCCCGUGCCCGGGGCCAUGUCAUCCUCCGACGAGGAGACCCUGAGCGAGCGGUCGUGCCGGAGCGAGCGGUCGUGCCGCAGCGAGCGUUCCUACCGCAGCGAGCGCUCGGGCAGCCUCUCGCCCUGCCCCGCCGGAGAUACCCUGCCCUGGAACCUGCCCCUGCAUGAGCAGAGGAAGAGGAAGAGCCAGGACUCGGUGCUGGACCCGGCCGAGAGGGCGGUUGUCAGGGUCGCAGAUGAACGGGACAGAGUCCAGAAGAAAACCUUCACUAAAUGGGUCAAUAAACACUUGAUGAAGGUGCGCAAGCACAUCAAUGACCUCUAUGAAGACCUACGAGAUGGCCACAACCUCAUCUCCCUCCUGGAGGUGCUGUCCGGGGUCAAGCUGCCGCGUGAGAAGGGGCGGAUGCGUUUCCAUCGCCUGCAGAACGUGCAGAUUGCCCUGGAUUUCCUGAAGCAGCGACAGGUGAAACUGGUGAACAUUCGCAAUGAUGACAUCACGGAUGGCAACCCCAAGCUCACGCUGGGGCUCAUCUGGACCAUCAUCCUCCACUUCCAGAUCUCCGACAUCUACAUCAGCGGCGAGUCGGGGGAUAUGUCAGCCAAGGAGAAGCUGCUUCUGUGGACACAGAAGGUGACUGCAGGUUACAUCGGGGUGAAAUGCACCAACUUCUCAUCCUGCUGGAGCGAUGGGAAGAUGUUCAACGCGCUCAUCCACAGAUACAGGCCAGAUCUGGUGGACAUGGAGAGGGUGCAGAUCCAGAGUAACCGGGAGAACCUGGAGCAGGCCUUUGAGAUUGCGGAGAGGCUGGGGGUCACCAGGCUGCUGGAUGCUGAAGACGUGGAUGUGCCCUCUCCGGAUGAGAAAUCCGUGAUAACUUAUGUGUCUUCAAUCUAUGAUGCCUUUCCCAAAGUCCCCGAGGGAGGAGAAGGGAUCAGUGCUAUCGAGGUGGACUCGAGGUGGCUGGAGUACCAGACCCGCGUGGAGUCCCUCGUCUCCUGGAUCAAGCAGCACACGAUACUCAUGUCAGAUAAAUCCUUCCCCCAGAACCCUGUAGAGCUAAAGGCACUUUAUAACCAGUACAUACACUUCAAAGAAACUGAAAUCCCAGCAAAAGAGCAGGAAAAAGGAAGGAUAGAGGAGCUCUACAAACUGUUAGAGGUGUGGAUCGAAUUUGGACGCAUCAAGCUGCCCCAGGGCUACCACCCCAACGACGUGGAGGAGGAGUGGGGCAAGCUCAUCAUAGAGAUGCUGGAGCGGGAGAAGCUGCUGCGGCCCGCGGUGGAGAGGCUGGAGUUGCUGCUACAAAUCGCCAACAAAAUCCAGAAUGGUGCUUUGAGCUGUGAGGAGAAACUCACCCUGGCGAAGAACACGCUGCAGGCUGAUGCUGCUCACCUGGAGUCAGGGCAGCCGGUGCAGUAUGAGCACGACGUGGUCAUGUACCUGCAGGAGUGUGAGGGGCUCAUCCGCCAGCUCCAGGUGGAUGUGCAGAUCCUUCGGGAUGAGAAUUACUACCAGCUGGAGGAGCUGGUGUUCAGGAUCAUGCGGCUGCAGGAUGAGCUGGUGACGCUGAGGCUGGAAUGCACUAACCUGUACAGGAAAGGUCACUUCUCCACCCUGGAGCUGGUGCCCACUUCCACACUGAGCACAACGCACUUGAAGGGCGAGUCCCUGACCAAAGGGCUUCACACCUCCUCUGCCUCCUGGUUCCGGAAGCCCAUGACCAGGACAGAGCUGGUGGCCAUCUCCUCUUCUGAAGAUGAGGGCAGCCUCCGGUUCGUGUAUGAGCUGCUGGCCUGGGUGGAGGAGAUGCAGAUGAGACUGGAGCGGGCAGAGUGGGGAACAGACCUGCCGAGUGUGGAAACCCAGCUGGAGACCCAGCGGCACGUCCAUACCAGCGUGGAGGACCUGGGCUCCAGCGUAAAGGAGGCCAGGAUGUAUGAGGGUAAAAUGUCUCAGAACUUCCGUGCCAGCUACACAGAGACACUUGGCAAGCUGGAGACACAGUACUGCAAGCUGAUGGAAACCUCGAGCUUCCGGCUGAGGCACCUCCAGAGCCUGCAUGGGUUUGUGUCCCGGGCCACUGCUGAGCUCAUCUGGCUCAAUGAGAAGGAGGAGGAGGAGCUGGCCUACGACUGGAGCGACAGCAACACUAACAUUGCAGCCAAGAGAAACUACUUCUCGGAGCUGAUGACAGAGCUGGAUGAGAAGCAGGACAUCUUCCGCUCCCUCCAAGACACAGCAGAGCUGCUGUCCCUGGAGAACCACCCGGCCAAGCAAACUGUAGAGGCCUACAGCGCUGCUGUGCAGACCCAGUGGCAGUGGAUUAAGCAGCUCUGCUUGUGCGUGGAGCAGCACGUGAAGGAGAACGCUGCCUAUUUCCAGUUCUUCAGUGAUGCCCGGGAGUUGGAGACCUACCUGCGCACCCUGCAGGACUCCAUCAAAAGGAAGUAUUCCUGUGACCAUAACACGAGCCUGACGCGCCUGGAGGACCUGCUGCAGGACUCCAUGGACGAGAAGGAGCAGCUCAUCCAGUCCAAGAGCUCCGUCGCCAGCCUGGUGGGACGCUCCAAAACCAUCGUGCAGCUGCGGCCCAGGAACCCGGAGCACCUCGUGAGGAGCACGAUCCCCAUCAAGGCUGUUUGUGACUAUCGGCAGAUCGAGAUCACCAUCUGCAGGAAUGACGAGUGUGUGCUGGAGGACAAUUCCCAGAGGACCAAGUGGAAGGUGAUCAGCCCCACAGGGAAUGAGGCCAUGGUGCCUUCGGUGUGUUUCCUGAUCCCCCCGCCCAACAAAGAGGCCAUCGAGAUGGCCAACAGGAUAGAACAGUUGUACCAGAAAGUGAUGGCUCUCUGGCACCAGCUGCACAUGAACACAAAGAGCCUCAUCUCCUGGAACUACCUGCGGAAGGACAUAGCCCUGGUGCAAAGCUUCAGCAUGGAAAAGCUCCGGUCCUUGGCGCAAGGGGAGUGCCAGCAAGCCAUGAAGAGCCUCCAGGCGCACUAUGAGGACUUCCUGCAGGACAGCCGGGACUCGGAGCUCUUCUCCGUGUCGGACAGGCUGCGCCUGGAGGAGGAAGUGGAGUCUUCCAAGGAACACAUCCGGCAGCUGCUGGAGUCCAUGGAGAACGAAGACAAGGACGAGACCGUUGCCAGGACGUACCUCUCGGAGCUGAAGAACAUCCGCCUGCGCCUGGAGGAGUGCGAGCAGCGGCUCGUGAGCCGCAUCCAGGCCCCCAGCAGCGCCCGAGCGGAUGCUGACACCAUCCAGGAAAACACCAUCCGCAUUGCGGAGCAGGAGCGGAUGCAGGAGGAUCUGCAGCGGCUGCAGUCGGACCUGCGGUUUGUUUCGGAGAGAUGCUACAGCUUCCUCAACAAGGCGCCCGCAGGGUCCAGCACACCCCACCUGCGUUCUGAACUCGACUUGGUGGUGAGCAAGAUGGACCAGAUGCAUGGGCUGUCUUCCACCUACCUGCAAAAGUUGAAGACGGUUGAUGUUAUCAUUCGUAACACCCAAGGAGCAGAAUCUCUGGUCAAAGGGUAUGAGGUUAAACUGAGCCAAGAGGAGGCAGUGCCUGCUGACCUGGCCGCUAUCCAGUCCCACAGAGCAGCCUUACAGCAAUGGCUCGGGGAGGUGAAGGACAAGGGCUCCGUGUUCUCCACGCUGGAGGAGGAGCUGGCGAAGGCGAAGGCGGUGGCGGAGCAGCUCUACCGGCUGCGGCAGGAGCGCAGCAUCGACCUUGAGCGCUACCAGGAGAAGGGCACCCAGCUCUGGGACCGCUGGCAGCGCGUCUGUGCCCAGAUCGAGACCCGCCAUGCAGAGCUGGAGAGCAUCCAGGAGGUGCUGAGUGACUACCGGCAGUGCCACAGUGCCCUGAUCCAGUGGAUCGAGGAGAUCACAGUGCAGCAGGAGCUGAUGAAGCCCGGGCAGGCAGAGGACAGCCGGGUGCUGUCGGAGCAGCUCAGCCAGCAGACGGCUUUGGCUGCAGAGAUAGAGAACAAUCAAGCCAAACUGGACCAGUGUCAGAAGUUCUCCCAGCAAUACUCAGCUGCUGUCAAGGACUACGAGCUGCAGCUCAUGACAUACAGGGCGUUCGUGGAGUCGCAACAGAAGUCGCCCAUGAAGCGCCGGCGGAUGCUCUCCUCCUCGGAUGCCAUCACGCAGGAGUUUAUGGAUUUACGGACUCGCUACACAGCUCUGGUGACAUUAACCACACAGCACGUGAAGUACAUCAGCGAUGCUCUCCGGCGUCUGGAGGAGGAGGAGAAAGUGGUAGAGGAGGAGAAGCAGGAGCAUGUGGACAAGGUGAAGGAGCUGCUGGGCUGGGCCGUGGGCUUGAAGCAGAGUGUGCAAGGCAGGAUGGCUGCUGCUGGGAGCAGGGAGCUGGGCGACAUAGAGAAAUCCAUCUCGGAGCAGCAGGCCCUGAAUGAGGAGCUGGCUGCAAAGAAGGAGCAGGUCUCUGAGGCCAUCAAAACUUCACAGAUCUUCCUGGCAAAGCACAGCCACAAGCUUUCCCAUCCGGAGAAGGAGCAGAUUUCCGCUCAGCUUGGUGCUUUGAAGGAGACCUACCAGGAGCUGUGCAGUGACUCCACAGAGCAGCUCCAGCAGCUCCAGAACCAGCUGGCUCAGGAGGCAGAGCACAAGGGCAGCGAAGCAGUGGCAGGCGUGAUUGAUCUUGGCACCGUAGAAAUAUUCCCUGUCUUUGGUGCCAUGCAAAGAGGUCUUAUAGAUCAGGACACUGGCCUCGUCCUCUUGGAGGCCCAGGUUAUCACAUCUGACUUAGUUGUUCCAGAGACCAAUGAGAAGCUCUCCUUGGAGGAAGGUCUGGCAAGAAACCUCAUCGAUCCCAGGACAUUCCAGGUGCUGCAGGAAUUGAAGGAUGCUCUUCACCGGGUGGAAGAAGUCAGAUGUGAAGGGAGGCAGCUCCUACCUGUUGUUGCUGCGAUAGAAGAAGGGAGGAUCAGUGAGAGCAUUGGGCUGAAGAUUCUUGAAGCUGAGCUCGUCACAGGGGGCUUUAAAGUCCAUCAGGGCAGAAUCAGCAUGGAGGCAGCAGUACAAGAAGGGCUCCUUACCCACGAGCUUUACUCCAGGCUCGCCUCUCACCUGGAGGGUGCCAAGGAUUUGGUUGACCCCAACACUGCUGAGAAAGUCAGUCUGCUUGAGCUCACACACCGAUGCAUCACCCACCAAGAGACGGGGCUGAGGCUGCUCCCAGUCAAGCAGCUGGCGGGUGGGAUGCUCAGCUUGAGCUCAGGCAGGAAAGUCAGCAUCUUCCGUGCGGUCCAGGAGGGGCUGAUAGACAAGCAGGUCACGGUCAGGUUGCUGGAAGCCCACCUCUUUGCUGGUGGCAUUGUGGACCCCAGGACAGGGCACAGACUCACUGUGGAUGAGGCCAUGAGGCAUAAUUUAAUUGACCAGGAUUUGGCAUGUACACUUCUUACCCGGCAGCUUCAGACUGGUGGCAUCAUCGAUACCAUCACGGGAGAGAGACUGACCAUUGAUGAAGCUGUAAGGAAAGAGUUGGUUGCACCAAGAAUUGCACUGGUGGUCCUGGAAUCCCUGUGGUCCUUCAUGGGGCUCCUGUGGCCGGAGACAGGGGAGAUCAUCCCGGUUGUGGAUGCUUUAGAGCAAGGAAUCCUGUCCACAGAGUUGGUUUACAAGAUUCUCAGCAAGAGGCAACAUAUUAAGGGUGUAUUUAUACCAGAAACCACGGAGGUGUUGUCCUGGAAGAAAGCUGUUGAACAUGGCAUCUUGGAGAGGGAUGUGGUGAAUAGGCUGAAAUCAACAGUCAUGCCUGAUGUCAUGGCCAGCGUGCAGCUUGCUGGCUCCCCAGGGAGCAGGCAUGGCCAGAGCUCUGCUGCAAGGAGUCCCACAGAUCACAAAGAGCAAAGUGACCCCCUGCUGAGGAGUGAUGACGACCGGCUGAUGUUCCACUUGAUGACCCACAGCUACAUCAACAUCCAUGAUGGCCAGAAGCUGCUCUUAGUGGAUGGAGAGUUGAACAAUCUCACUAAAGCCCUCAUCCAAACCCAAGAAAAUGGAUCCUGUGCAUACACAUUGGAAGACAGUGAAGGCCUUGAGGAGACAAAGGCAAAUGCAGCUCUUAAAAGUGAGCCUUGCAAUGGUUUGGCUUUGCAGCAGCUUGAGUUUCAACUUGCUUCAUCAAAAGAGCAAAGUGAUAAGGCCCUACCAACCACAACUGCUUUGGAGAAUGGGGAGGUGGCAAUGGGACCUGAAAGCCUCCUGAUGGAGGAUGCAGAAGAUGUCCUGCUUGUGGAGGAGCAGGAGCAGGUUUAUACCGAACAGGCUACUGUCAAGAGUGAAACCGAUGCUGAGUUUGGAAGAGAGGAAAUAGAUUCUACAAGCAAGGACGAGCAUCAUGGAGAAUUACCAAUGCCAGGACAUCCUGGUGAGCUCGGUAGUGGAUUCAGAGUAACAGAAGAGAUAAUGAUUGAGACAGAAGAAGAGUCCGAGUCUACUGCAGUAGAUGGAGUGGAAGGUAUUGAAGAUCAGAAGAGGGCGCCAGAAGUUGCAGCAGUUGUUGUGAAAAGUGAGAUCUGCAUAUCGAUGGGUGUUUCAGAGCAUAGGGAUAGACUGGAAAUCAUGGCAGAGAGGUCUCAGGGUGUGGAGGAACCUGAACCAGAGGCUGAAGAUAUUGGAGAGAUUUAUAUGUUACACGAGGAAAUGAUUGAGAAUGAUGUGUUGGGAGGAGAGGAGAUUGUGCUCCCUGAAACUGGAGAGGGGGAGCAAACAGAGAGGCAAGGCCAAGACAUUGAAAGCACAUUGGAAGUGGAAGAAGGAGAGGGGAAAGAAACAUUGGGUGAUGAGAGUGUUGAUGAAACAUCCCUGCCAGCCCCUGCAGAGCAGGAAGCAGAGGACACUUUGGAAAUGCUCUUAACGCAGCUCCAAAGUGGUGGCAUAGUCCAUGAGCAGACAGGCAAGACUCUUCUUCUGAAUGAAGCAGUCUCCUGCGGGGUGGUGCCCAGCCACACGGCUGUGAAACUCAUGGAGAAGAUGAAGAUGUUCAGUGGCUUCUUUGACCCUCAGACCUGUGAAUCAUUGACCACCGAGGAUGUCAUUGAAGAAGGUCUGAUGGAUGAAAGGCUUCUCCAGAAGGUGCUUGCAUCUGACAAGGCAAUAAGUGGCGUUCUUGACCCAGGCAAUAACUUUGUCUACUCUGUCAAGGAUGCUGCUGCCGUUGGCCUUUUGGACAAGGAAACAGCAAUGAGGAUCUUGGAAGGGCAAGUGGUUACUGGAGGGAUUGUUGACUUGAAACGUGGCAAGAAAGUGUCAGUCACUUUGGCUUCAAAUCUGGGCCUCAUAGAGCCAACAAACCAGAAGGAGCUGGUCAAGCUGGAGAAGGCCUCCAAAGGGAAAGGUACCGAUGAGGCGACCAGACAGAAGCUCAUUAGCUUACAGGCUGAGACCAGUGGGAUUGUGGAUCCUAAAACCAAGCAGCCUCUGACUGUUGCCCAGUCUGUUGAAAAAGGGCUCCUGAGAAAGGAAAAAGCUUUUCAGCUCUUGACCAAGCAAAUUGCUGAGGGAGGAAUCAUCCAUCACGUGUCUGGAAUGAGACUGUCGGUAAAUGAGGCGAUGAAGCACGGUUUGAUUGAUGAAGAUCUAUGUGAGGAACUUGGGAAAGCUGAAAGCGUGUGUCUGCAGGGCUAUGUCCAUCCAGACACAAAGGAGAAGUUGCCUUUGCCCCAGGCAGUAUCCUUAGGGCUCCUUAGUGUAGACUUCCAGAGGAAAGUGCAAGAAAUCCAAGCUGGGAGUGGAAGCAUCUUUGACCCUGCUUCUGGCUGUAGACUGGCACUGUGUCAGGCAGUGCAGGAGGGCUUGGUGCCCCAGCCGGUUGUGGAGAAGGCCCUGUCAUCCGCCGAGGUGAAAGAAGGGCUCGUAGAUCCCGAGUCCUGCAUGCUCGUUCCCUACUCGGAGUUCCUCAAGAAGUGUAAAAUCGACAUUGAGUCUGGGCAGAGGUACCUGGAGGUCCAUCCCUUCCACGCCAUCCGGGACGAGGCGACGGGGCAGCAGCUGACGUGCGCCGCAGCGGUGCGCCUGGGCAAGGUGGACCCCGUGCCCGCGCUGCGGGUGCUGCAGGCGCAGGCAGACGGUGGUGGGGUGGUGGAGGGCUCUGGGAGCAAGAGGCUGUCCCUGAGGGCUGCUGUGGAGCAGGGGCUGCUGGAUGAGGGCAUGGCCGAGCUCAUCGCCGCCAACCAGGUGAGGGCUGGGGGAAUUGUUGAUGCUAGCAGUGGGAAAAGGGUGACUUUAAAGGAAGCUGUUGAAAAAGGACUGAUUAGCCAGAAAUUAGCUGCCAGGCUUCAGGAUGCUCAAGUAUCCGAAGACAAAUCCACAUCUGAGGUCUGUGAAGUAGAUAAACAGCAGGAAAAAGUAUCUCCAAAAGAGGAAGAUGUCAUCCGUGCUACCAGUGCUGCCAAGAAGCCUGAUGGUGCUGAGCACAAACCUGACCCUGAAGCCGUGAGCUACGAUAUGGCUGGUGGUGCAACUGCUGCCACUGGGAGACCCCCGGUGACAGCGACAGAAGGGGAAUCGAAACCUCAGGAAGCUUCAGAGGAUGGUUUAAUGCACCAUCCCCAGGAAAUGGUCCAGCUGACUCCAGAGUACCCCUCAGGUUUAGGUGCAGCAUCUCUCCCUGAAGAGACAGUGGUGGUGAGGGCUAUGGAAAAGGAGAUGGCAAAAAGCAGCUCCCAGGUGAGAACUGCCUGGGGGAAGGAAUCGAGGAGAGAAGUAGAUCAAGGGACAGGGAAAACGGAGGGAUUUGGCUUGGAGAAAAAGCAGGAUGUGGAGGUGCUUCAGAGCGUGGAGGAGGAGAGGAGGAGGAGAGGGUUUGUAAGUGCAGAGGGAGCUGCAGCAGGUGAAGAAGGUGCAGUGGAGGCUUUUGAGCAAGGAGGACGAGCAGGCAGCCUGGACCGGGUACCACCAGCAGCCCUGAGGGCAUCUGUUACUGAGGGUCAAGGGAAGGAAGAAGUGAGUCCUGCAGAGUCUGCAGAGCCCCCUGAGACCAGCAUCCCUACAAAGCCUGAAGGAGAUGAGCUUGCAGGUGAAAGAGCUGUCAAACCCACUGAAGGAGAAACCCCGAGAGUGGGUGCAGAAGGUCCAGUUGACCAGGAGAAAACAAGUGAAACGGAACUAAAACCCACCCAGAAGCAGAAGAGGAAGAAAAAGAAAGCAAAGCAGAUCAGUAGUGCGGGAGACAGCGCUCAGCCAGAGAGAUCUGCAGAAAAGCAGUCCCUUCCUUCUCUGAUUUCCAAAGAAAUCCCAGGGAAGAAGGAGAAGGGCUUGGUCUUGAGCACAGCAGAACCAAAACAUGAAACCAGCACCAGGAUUAUCUCCGAGGAAGAUAAAGAAAACCUCAUUGGGGCUCAGGUGUCCCCUGUCCCCCCAGGGCAAGAGGGAGCUCCAGAGGUGAUGGAAAGUGGGAUCAGAAAUGGACGGGAUUCCUCAGCAGCAUUGAGCCUGGAGGAGGGGAUGACCCAGGAAGACACCAAGGUGGAAGCCACUGGUGAUGUGUCCAUCACAGCCCCUGCAGCAGGCGAACUGCCCCAGGAGUUACUUAUCAGAGAGGAGCCCAGCGAAGCUGAGGAAGCCUCUGCUGCAGUCCUUGAGCCUGGAGAAGAGAAACAGCAAGAGCCAAGAGCGGAGGUCAGCACAGGGCAAGAAGGUGGCCCUGCUCCCCCAAGAUCCCAAGGAGAAACAGCCCAGGAUAGGAGCAGGCAGCCGGGUCCUGGCGACCGGAGCUUGCUCCUCCCUGUGAUAGUGGAGGGGGAGCUGCUGGAAACCUCGAGGGAAUCCACGAGACCAGCCCAGAUCAUGUUCAGCAAGAAGAUGUGUCUGGAGCACGACGAGAAGCUGAUAUCCUAUCUCUCCAUGCUCCGAGAUGUCGAGAUGCGGAUCAAGCGGGUGCAGCCGGCGGAGCAGAGUUUGGCAGCUCUGCACGAGCUGCUGCGGCAGGCAGAGGCCCUGGGCACUGAGCUGCAGGAGCUCAGCUUCCCAGUGAAUCAGGAGCUGGACGCCGUGAAGCAGAUUGUGGCCAACCCCCCUGAAGAAGUCCCUGAGCAAUUGCUGAAGGCUUUGGAGAAGGAUGCCAAGAACCUGCAGAAGUCUCUGAGCUCCACGAGUGAUGUCCUGGAGUCCCGGCUGCAAAACCUGCGUGGGGCAGCAGAAACUGAAAAGGCUAAAAUCCUGGCACAUCAUGAGACUCUCCAGGGCAAGCUCCAGGAGCUGCUGAGCUGGGUCUCCAGCACUGCACAGUCGCUGGAGGGCAGUGAUUACGACCACGAGACUGAUGCCAACAGCCUGAGCCGCUGCCUGCAGCAGUACAAGGAGCUGAAAGAGCCCUUGGCUGACACCAAGUCUCAGCUCGACGCCACUGCCUUCGACAUCCAGUUCCUUAUCUCGGAGCACGCACAGGACCUGACCCCUCAGCAGAGCAGGCAGCUGCUGCGGCUGCUCAAUGAGCUGCAGAAGGCUUUCCGGGACCUGGCGGAGCACGUCACGGCUCGGGUGGAGGUCCUGCAGGUCUGCCUGCAGCAAGUGGAGCAGAUGGAUCAGGUGAAGACACUGCAGGAGCAGCAGGCAGCCCGGGGGCAGAGCCUGGCUGAGCUGAGCCGCUGGCUGAGCCAGGCUGAGGAUGCGCUGGUGGAGCAGCAGAGAGCAGCCAGCGAAGGGGACCUGUCCACCCUGCAGCAGAGGCAGAGCCAUGUCAAGGAGCUGCAGAGGAACAUGCACACCCGAGCCGCCUCCUUCGCCAGCAUCCUCAAAAGCACUGAGGAGUUUUUGGAGGACAACAAGGCGAAGAUGGAGCCUGGGGAGCUGGCAGCGCUGCAAGAGAAGCUCCAGCACGCCAAGGAGCAGUACCGGUCCCUGCAGGAGAGGACGGAGAUGGCCCAGAAGGAGCUGGAGAGCGCCGUGACUGCUGCAGUGCAGCAGGAGACUGAAAAGGUGAAAGCUGCCAAAGAGCUGGAGGAGAACAGCAAGAAGAUCCAUUCCCUUCUGAACUGGGUGGCAUCACUGGAGCAGAAGGGAGGGCUCCUGGAGUACAGACCCCACCCCAUCGAGCAGGCACGAGGGGAUGUCCCUGAUGGCCACGUCGUGGGAGCUGACAGUGCUGCCGAGAGCCUGGAUGAGCAGUACGAGAGGCUGAAGGCCCAGCACCAGGAGCUGCUGUCCCAGCAGCAGGAUGUCAUCCUGGCCACGCAGUCAGCGCAGGCGUUCCUGGACAAGCACGGCCACAGCCUGACCGGGGAGGAACGGGCCGGGCUCCAGGGCCGCCUGUCAGAGCUCAAGCACCAGUACGGGGCUUCCCUGGCGCAGUCGGAAGCGCGGCUGAAGCAAGUGCAGGUCCUGCGGGAUGAGCUGCACAAGUUCCUGCGGGAUCACGGCGAGUUCGAGGCCUGGCUGGAGCAAGCGGAGCAGGAUCUGGAGGGGAUGGCCAAGAUGGGCAGCGACCCCGCAGCGCUCCGGAGGCUGCUCCAGUGGCAGGGCAGCUUCUCCGAGGAUGUCAUCUCGCACAAAGGGGACCUGCGCUUCGUUACCAUGUCGGGGCAGAAGGUGCUGGAUGCGGAGGGAGCUGCUGGGGAUGCCGGCUCCCAGGCGCUGAUGUCCGGGAGCGUGGUCAGGAGCAAGCUGGAGGAUGCGACGCGGCGAUACACCACACUGCACUCCAGGUGCACCAAGCUCGGUUCCCACCUCAGCACCUUGCUGGAUCACUACCAGCAGUUCCAGGAGGUGGCAGAGUCCCUCAGGACAUGGCUGCAGGAGAGUGAAGCUGCCAUUGGGAAACUGCUCUCGGAGACGGUUUCUUCGGAUCCGGCCCUUCUGCAGAAGCAGCUCUCCAGUGCCAAGCAGUUGCAGGGAGACCUCGCUGAGCAUCAGGUGCCAGUGGAGAAGCUCCAGAAAGCAGCUCAGUCCCUGCUGGAAGUACAAGGGGAGCCGGCUCCGGACCAUGGGCACAUCCAGGAAACAACAGAUGCCAUCGUGAGCCGCUUCCAGAGCCUCUCCCAGCAGAUGGCCGAGCGCUCAGACCUGCUGCAGAAAUCCAUUGCCCAGUCCCAGAGCGUCCAGGAGAGCCUGGAGAGCCUCCUGCAGUCGGUGGCUGAGAUUGAGAAGAGCCUGGAGAGGGAGCAGCCGGCUGCGCUCUCCUCUGCAUCCAUCCAGGACUCGCUUGCCACGAACGCGAAGCUGAAGCAGGACAUCGCCCGGCAGAAGAGCUGCCUGGAAGCCACCCGGGAGAUGGUGACACGGUUCACGGAGGCAGCAGACAGCCCCACGGCCUCGGCCCUGCAGGACAAGCUGGCGGAGGUGACGGAGCACUUUGGGAGGCUGUGCCAGCAGCAGCGGGACAGGGAGGAUGCCCUGAAGGGGCUCCUGCCCAAGGUGGAGCAGUACGAGCAGCUCUCGGAGAAGCUGCAGCAGUUCACCGAGAGCAGGGCAAGGAUGCUGGCAUCUGGGAAUCAGCCGGACCGGGACAUCGCUCGCUUCUUCCAGCACAUCCAGGAGCUGAACUCGGAGCUGAGGCAGCACCAGGAGGACCUGGCUGUCCUGGAGACCCUGGCUGCGGAGCUGGGCUCCUGCGGCUUCGCCCCUGGCGCUUCCCAGCAGCAGGAGAGGCUGCAGAGCCUGAAGAAAGACUUUGUGCAGCUGCAGAAGGUGGCAGAGGAGAGAGAAAAGGAUGCGUCGUCCUGCCAGGAGCAACUGGAUGAGUUUCGGAAGCUGGUUGGGGCCAUGAGGAAGUGGCUGAGGGAGAGUGAAGGCAAAAUGCCGCCCGCUGAGACCUCCCUGGGCACCCAGGAGCUGCAUCAGCGCCGGCAGCAGAUCCAGGAUCUGCUGGAGGAGUGGAAGGGGAAGGGGGCUCAGGUGGAGGAGAUCGGCCGCAGAGGGACCCUCCUGGAGAACCUCAUUGUGGAGAUAACGGCCCCCGAUGCCCCCCCUAAGGCAGGUGCGGCGCUGCCCGCUCCGGGAGGGUCGCUCGGCAGCGUGAACGGAUACCACACAUGCAAAGAUCUGACUGAGAUCCAGUGCGAUGUGUCUGACGUGAGCCAGCAGUACCAGGGCCUCGGCGCGGCGCUGCAGGAGCGCCAGCAGCAGCUCUCGGCUAUGCUGGAGAAGAUGCAAGAGGUGCAGGAGGAGGCCAGCUCCUUGCUGAAGUGGCUGGAGUCGAAGGAGCGAAUGUUGUCGGAGCUGGACGCCUCCUCCUCGCCCACCAAGACAGAGACAAUGAGAGCCCAAGCUGAGCACAACAAGGCAUUUCUGGCUGAACUGGAACAGAAUUCAGGGAAGAUCCAGAAGGUGAAGGAAGCACUUUGUGGCUUGCUGGAGAAAUACCCAGAUUCUCCAGAAGCAGUGAACUGGAAGAAGAUGCAGGAAGACCUGAAUUGCAGGUGGGAAAGAGCCAGCCAGGCGACGGCAGCACGGCAGCAGAAGCUGGAGGAGUCGGUGAACCAGCUGGCCAGCUUCCAGGCUGCUGAAGCCCAGCUGCGGCCUUGGCUGCUGGAGAAGGAGCUGAUGAUGAGCGUGCUGGGACCCCUCUCCAUCGACCCGAACAUGCUGAACGCGCAGAAGCAGCAGGUCCAGUUUAUGCUGAAGGAAUUUGAAGCCCGCAGACAACAGCAUGAGCAGCUCAACCAGGCAGCUCAGAGCAUCUUGACUGGCCCUGGAGAUGUUUCUCCAUCCGCUAACCAGGUGCGGGAAGAGCUCCAAGGGGUUAAUCAGAAAUGGUCUGAGCUAACGGAACGCCUCAACUCCCGCUCCAGCCAAAUUGACCAAGCCAUAGUGAAGAGCACCCAGUACCAGGAGCUCCUCCAGGGCCUGUCGGAGAAGGUGAAGGCAGUUGGGCAGCGCCUGAGCAGCCAGUCUGCCAUCAGCACCCAGCCCGAUGCCGUGAAACAGCAGCUGGAGGAAACCAGUGAGAUCCGCUCGGACCUGGAGCAGCUGGAAGAGGAGAUCACGGAGGCUCAGACCCUCUGUGAUGACCUCUCUGUCCUCAUCGGGGAGCAGUAUCUCAAAGAUGAGCUACGGAAACGUCUGGAGACAGUGGCGCUGCCUCUCAAAGGGCUGGAAGACCUGGCAGCCGACCGGAUGAACCGACUGCAGACUGCCUUUGCCAGUUCCCAGCAGUUCCAGCAUAUGUUUGAUGAACUCAGGACCUGGCUCGAUGACAAACUGUGCCAGCAAGCUCAGAGCCAACCCAUUUCUGCUAAACUGGAGAGGCUACAGAGCCAAAUUCAGGAGCAAGAAGAGUUCCAGAAGAACCUCAACCAACACAGUGGUUCCUAUGAGAUGAUUGUAGCCGAGGGAGAAUCUUUGCUGCUUUCUGUCCAACCUGGGGAGGAGAAGACCACUCUGCAAAACCAGUUGGUCAGCCUCAAAACGCACUGGGAAGAGCUCAGCAAGCAGGCUGCCCACAGGCACUCUAAGCUCAAGGACUGUUUGCAGAAAGCUCAGAAGUACCAACGGCACGCAGAGGACCUCCUGCCUUGGGUGGAGGACUGCAAGGCAAAGGUGAUGGAGCUGGAAGUAACUCUGGAUCCAGUGCAGCUGGAGGCAACCCUUCUGAGAUCAAAGGCUAUGCUGAGCGACGUGGAGAAGCGGCGCUCCUUGCUGGAGAUGCUCAACAGCGCUGCCGACAUCCUCAUUGAUGCUUCUCAAACCGAUGAGGAUGACAUUCGGGAUGAGAAGGCUGGCAUCAAUCACAAGAUGGAUGCCAUCACAGAAGAGCUGCAAGCCAAGACUGGCUCCAUUGAAGAAAUGUCACAGAGGCUCAAGGAGUUUCAAGAGAGCUUCAAGAACAUUGAGAAGAAGCUGGAAGGGGCGAAGCACCAGCUGGAGAUCUACGAUGCACUGGGGCCACAGGCCUGCAGCAACAAGAAUUUGGAGAAGCUCAGGGCACAGCAGGAGGUGCUGCAGGCCCUGGAGCCACAAGUGGAUUAUCUGAGAAACCUCACUCAAGGUCUGGUAGAAGAUGCCCCAGAUGGGUCUGACUGUUCCCAGCUCCUAAGCCAAGCUGAGGUGGCUCAGCAGGACUUCCAAGCUGUGAAGCAGAAAGUCAAUGACUGCUGUGCACUUAUGGAGAACAAGCUUGAAGGGAUCGGUCAGUUCAGUAACCGGGUCAGGGAGAUGUUCUCCCAGCUGGCGGAUCUUGAUGAUGAGCUGGAUAGCAUGGGCCCCAUCGGGAGAGACUCUGACAGCCUCCAGUCCCAAGCAGAGGACGUUCGCACGUUCCUGGGCAAGCUCCAUGGGCUGAAGUGUGACAUUGAAGCUUCUGAAAGCGAAUGUAAGAAGAUGCUGGAGGACGAAGGGAGCCCAGAUUUAUUAGGACUGAAACGUGAGCUGGAGACACUGAAUAAACAGUGCAGCAAACUGACAGAGAGAGGCAAGAACCGCCAGGAGCAGGUAGAAACGACGCUGUCUCGUGUCGAGGACUUCUACAGCAGGCUGAAGGAGCUGACCCACAUGACAACCGCAGCAGAGGACAACGAGGCGUUGCAGUGGGUGGUGGGAACAGAGGUGGAAACCAUCAACCAGCAGCUGGCAGACUUCAAGCUGUUCCAGAAGGAGCAAGUGGAUCCUCUCCAGCUAAAACUACAGCAAGUCAAUGGAGUUGGUCAAGGACUCAUCCAAAGCGCCGGGAAAAACUGUGAUGUCCAAGGGCUGGAGCAUGACAUGGAAGAAAUCAACACCCGCUGGAAUACCCUCAACAAGAAGGUGGCCCAACGAGUUGCUCAGCUGCAAGAGGCCCUAUUGCACUGCGGGAAGUUCCAGGAUGCCCUGGAGCCGUUGCUGAGCUGGCUGGCAGACACCGAGGAGCUCAUCUCCAACCAGAAACCUCCCUCUGCCGAGUACAAGGUGGUGAAAGCCCAGAUCCAGGAGCAGAAGCUGCUCCAGCGCCUCCUGGACGAUCGCAAAGCCACCGUGGAGAUGAUCCAGGCGGAAGGCGGCCGGAUCGCGCAGUCGGCAGAGCCCGCGGACCGGGAGAAGAUCGUGGGGCAGCUGGAGAGCCUGGAGCGGCGCUGGGCAGGGCUGCUGGGCAGCGCGGCCGGCAGGCAGAAGCAGCUGGAGGACAUCUUGGUCCUGGCAAAGCAGUUCCACGAGACCACAGAGCCCGUGUUGGACUGGCUCUCGGUGACAGAGAAGAAACUGGCCAAUUCAGAGCCUAUCGGCACCCAGACUGCCAAAAUCCAGCAGCAGAUCAGUCGGCACAAGGCUCUAGAGGAAGAGAUAGAGAGCCAUGCGGGCGACGUGGCCCGGGCGCUCGGGGUCGGGCAGUCCCUCUCCUCCCUGAGCUGUGCCGCUGAGCGCAGGCUGCUGGCAGAGCGGUUGGAGUCUCUGCAGAGCCGCUACGGCGAGGUCCAGGAGCGGUGCUGCCGGAAGGCAGCGCUGCUGGAUCAGGCGCUAUCGAACGCCAGGCUCUUUGGGGAGGAGGAGGUGGAAGUGCUCAACUGGCUGGCUGAGGUCGAGGACAAGCUCGGCUCGGUAUCCGUAAAGGAUUACAAACGGGACGUCCUGCAGAAGCAGCAUGCCGACCAGCUGGCUUUGAAUGAGGAAAUUGUCAACAGGAAGAAGAAUGUGGACCAAGCCAUUAGAAACGGGCAAGCUCUUCUGAAGCAAACCACAGGGGAGGAGGUGUUGCUGAUCCAGGAGAAGCUGGAUGGGAUCAAGACCCGCUAUUCGGACAUCACCGCCGCCAGCUCCAAAGCACUGCGCACACUGGAGCAGGCUCGGCAGCUGGCCACCAAGUUCCAGUCCACGCACGAGGAGCUCACGAGCUGGAUGAGCAGCGUGGAGGAUGAGCUGGCUUCCAGCGGGGGACAGUCCCCAGCCAGCGAGCAGAUACCCCAGUUCCAGCAGAGGCAAAAGGAGCUGAAGAAGGAGGUGAUGGAGCACAGGCUUGUCCUGGACACGGUGAAUGAGGUGAGCCGAGCGCUCUUGGAGCUGGUUCCCUGGCGAGCCCGGGAAGGGCUGGACAAGCUGGUGUCCGACACCAACGAGCGCUACAAGCUGGUCAGUGACACCAUCAAACAGAGAGUGGAAGAAAUCGAUGCUGCUAUUCAGAGGUCUCAACAGUACGAGCAGGCGGCUGAUGCGGAGCUGGCCUGGGUGGCUGAGACCAAGCGGAAGCUGAUGGCUCUCGGUCCCAUCCGCCUGGAGCAGGACCAGACAACAGCCCAGCUGCAGGUGCAGAAGGCUUUUUCCAUCGACAUCAUUCGGCACAAAGACUCUAUGGAUGAGCUGUUCAGCCAGCGCAGUGAGAUCUUUGGGACAUGUGGAGAGGAACAGAAAGCUGUUCUCCAGGAGAAGACCGAGUCCCUGGUGCAGCAGUACGAAGCCGUGAGCCAGCUCAACUCGGAGCGCUACACUCGCUUGGAGCGUGCCCAGGUCCUGGUCAACCAGUUCUGGGAGACCUAUGAGGAGCUGAACCCCUGGAUCGAGGAGACACAAGCCCUCAUCUCCCAGCUGCCCCCUCCGGCCAUCGAUCACGAGCAGCUCAAGCAGCAGCAGGAGGACAUGAGGCAACUGCGAGAGUCCAUUGCUGAGCAUAAGCCUCAUAUUGACAAGCUGCUGAAAAUCGGGCCGCAGCUCAAGGACCUGAACCCCGAGGAAGGGGAGAUGGUGCAGAAGAAAUACUCCACAGCAGAGGCCAUGUAUGCCCGAAUCAAGGAGGAGGUGUGUCAGCGGGCUCUGGCGCUCGACGAGGCCGUCUCGCAGUCCACACAGUUCCAUGACAAGAUCGAGCCCAUGCUGGAGACGCUGGAAGCCCUCUCCUCCCGCCUGCGCAUGCCCCCGCUCAUCCCCGCCGAGGUGGAGAAGAUCCGGGAGUGCAUCAGCGAGAACAAAAGUGCCAGCGUGGAGCUGGAGAAGCUGCAGCCCUCCUUCGAGGCGCUGAAACGCCGUGGGGAGGAGCUGAUCGGCCGCUCGCAGGGAGCAGACAAGGACCUGGCAGCAAAAGUAAUCCAGGAUAAGUUGGAUCAGAUGGUCUUCUUCUGGGAAGACAUCAAAGCUCGGGCAGAGGAACGUGAAAUGAAGUUCCUUGAUGUCCUGGAGCUUGCAGAGAAGUUCUGGUACGACAUGGCAGCUCUCCUGACCACCAUCAAAGACACGCAGGACAUCGUGCAUGACCUGGAGAGCCCAGGCAUUGACCCCUCCAUCAUCAAGCAGCAGGUGGAAGCGGCAGAGACCAUCAAGGAGGAGACGGAUGGCUUGCACGAAGAGCUGGAGUUCAUCCGACUCCUUGGAACCGACUUGAUUUUUGCCUGUGGUGAAACUGAGAAGCCAGAAGUGAAAAAGAGCAUUGAUGAGAUGAACAACGCAUGGGAAAACCUAAACAAAACGUGGAAGGAGAGGCUUGAGAAGCUUGAGGAAGCCAUGCAAUCAGCUGUGCAAUACCAAGACACGCUUCAGGCCAUGUUUGACUGGCUGGAUAACGCCGUGAUCAAACUCUGCAACAUGUCUCCUGUGGGCACCGACCUCAACACGGUGAAGGAGCAGAUGAACGAGAUGAAGGAGUUUAAGAUGGAGGUUUACCAGCAGCAGAUUGAGAUGGAAAAGCUUAAUCACCAAGGUGAACUGAUGCUAAAAAAAGCUACAGAUGAGACAGACAGAGACAUCAUAAAGGAACCACUGACAGAGCUGAAACAUCUCUGGGAGAAUUUGGGCGAGAAGAUUGCUCACAGACAGCACAAGUUAGAAGCCGCUCUCCUGGCACUUGGACAAUUCCAGCACGCAUUGGCUGAGCUCAUGGCCUGGCUGACCCACACUGAAGAGCUGCUCGAUGCUCAGAAACCCAUCAAUGGAGACCCAAAAGUCAUCGAGGUUGAACUUGCGAAGCACCAUGUGCUGAAGAACGAUGUCCUGGCCCACCAGGCCACGGUGGAGACUGUGAACAAAGCAGGCAAUGAGCUGCUGGAGUCGAGCGCCGGGGACGAUGCCAGCAGCCUGCGGAACCGCCUGGAGAAGCUCAACUCCUGCUGGGAAUCGGUGCUGCAGAAGACGGAGGAGCGGGAGCAGCAGCUCCAGUCCACGCUCCAGCAGGCCCAGGGUUUCCAUGGUGAGAUUGAAGACUUCCUCCUGUGGCUAACGAGGAUGGAGAGCCAAUUGUCGGCAUCAAAACCCACAGGAGGGCUGCCAGAAACUGCCCGGGAACAGCUCAAUGCCCACAUGGAGCUCUACAGCCAGCUCAAAGCCAAGGAGGACACCUACAGCCAGCUGCUGGCCAAGGGGCGACUGAUGCUGCUGAACCGCGACGACUCGGGCUCGGGCUCAAAGACAGAGCAGAGCGUAGCGCUGCUGGAGCAGAAGUGGUGCCUGGUCAGCACCAAGAUGGAAGAGAGAAAGGCGAAGCUGGAGGAGGCGCUGGCCCUGGCCACCGACUUCCAGAAUUCCCUCCAGGAUUUCAUCAAUUGGCUCACGCUGGCCGAGCAGAGCCUGAACAUCGCGCCCCCGGCCAGCCUCAUCCUCAGCGCCGUGCUGGCCCAGAUCGAUGAGCACAAGGUGUUUGCCAAUGAGGUGAAUGCUCACCGGGAUCAGAUCAUCGAGCUGGAUCAAACUGGGAACCAGCUCAAGUUCCUCAGUCAGAAGCAGGAUGUGGUGCUGAUCAAGAACCUGCUGGUGAGCGUCCAGUCCCGCUGGGAGAAGGUCGUGCAGCGCUCCGUGGAGCGGGGACGGGCUCUUGAUGAUGCCAGGAAGAGAGCUAAGCAGUUCCAUGAAGCUUGGAAGAAACUGAUCGAUUGGCUGGAGGAUGCAGAGAAUCACCUGGACUCAGAGCUGGAGAUUUCCAAUGAUCCCGACAAAAUCAAGCUCCAGCUUUCCAAACACAAGGAGUUCCAGAAGACACUGGGGGGGAAGCAGCCUGUCUACGACACCACCAUCCGAACGGGCAGAGCCCUCAAAGAAAAAGCAUUGCUUGCAGAUGACACUCAAAAGUUGGACAAUUUACUGGGAGAAGUCCGGGAUAAAUGGGACACAGUGUGUGGCAAGUCUGUGGAAAGGCAGCACAAGCUGGAAGAAGCCCUCUUGUUCUCUGGCCAGUUCAUGGAUGCUCUGCAGGCCUUGGUGGACUGGCUCUACAAGGUGGAACCUCAGCUAGCUGAAGACCAACCUGUCCACGGUGACCUGGAUCUGGUCAUGAACCUGAUGGAUGCUCACAAGGUCUUCCAGAAGGAGCUGGGGAAGCGCACGGGCACGGUGCAGGUUCUGAAGCGCUCCGGCCGGGAGCUCAUCGAGAACAGCCGUGAUGACACGACCUGGGUGAAGGUGCAGCUGCAGGAGCUGAGCAACCGCUGGGACACGGUGUGCAAGCUGUCCGUGUCCAAGCAAACCCGCCUGGAGCAGGCCUUGAAGCAGGCAGAGGAGUUCAGGUCGGCUGUGCACAUGCUGCUGGAGUGGCUCUCGGAGGCAGAGCAAUCCCUGCGCUUCCGAGGAGCGCUUCCCGAUGAUGCCGAGGCGCUGCAGUCCCUCAUCGACGCACACAAGGAGUUCAUGAAGAAGGUGGAGGAGAAGCGAGUGGAUGUGAAUGCAGCCGUGGGCAUGGGGGAGGUCAUCCUGGCCGCCUGCCAUCCCGACUGCAUCACCACCAUCAAACACUGGAUCACCAUCAUCCGAGCCAGGUUCGAGGAGGUUCUCACAUGGGCAAAGCAGCACCAGCAGAGGCUGGAGUCUGCGCUUUCUGAGCUGGUGGCGAAUGCAGAGCUUCUGGAAGAGCUCCUGGCUUGGAUCCAGUGGGCUGAGACAACUCUGAUCCAGCGGGACCAGGAGCCCAUGCCACAGAAUAUUGACCAGGUCAAAGCCCUCAUCUCCGAACACCAGUCCUUUAUGGAGGAGAUGACACGGAAACAGCCGGAUGUGGACCGGGUGACGAAGACGUACAAGAGGAAAGCUACUGAGCCCCCCCACGGGCCUUUCAUUGAGAAGUCCCGCAGCAACAGAAAAUCCUUGGGUCAGGCGGCCCCCCCCAGCAUGCCCAUUAUCUCCCAGUCAGAAACAAAGAACCCCCGGAUAAACCAGCUCUCGGCCCGCUGGCAGCAGGUCUGGCUGCUGGCGCUGGAGCGGCAGCGGAAGCUCAACGAUGCCCUGGACAGGCUGGAGGAGUUGAAGGAGUUUGCAAACUUCGACUUCGACGUCUGGCGGAAGAAGUACAUGCGCUGGAUGAACCACAAGAAAUCCCGCGUCAUGGACUUCUUCCGGCGCAUCGACAAGGAUCAGGAUGGGAAGAUCACCCGGCAGGAGUUCAUCGAUGGAAUCCUGGCCUCCAAAUUCCCCACGACAAAGCUGGAGAUGACAGCGGUGGCUGAUAUCUUUGACCGUGAUGGUGAUGGCUACAUCGAUUACUAUGAGUUUGUGGCUGCUCUCCAUCCCAACAAGGAUGCCUACCGCCCCACCACUGAUGCCGACAAGAUUGAAGAUGAGGUCACCAGGCAAGUGGCCCAGUGCAAGUGUGCCAAGAGAUUUCAAGUGGAGCAGAUCGGCGAGAACAAAUACCGGUUCUUCCUCGGCAAUCAGUUCGGCGAUUCCCAGCAGCUGCGGCUGGUCCGUAUCCUGCGGAGCACGGUCAUGGUCCGCGUCGGGGGAGGAUGGAUGGCCCUGGAUGAGUUCCUGGUCAAGAAUGAUCCUUGCAGAGCACGAGGACGGACCAACCUCGAGCUCCGAGAGAAGUUCAUCUUGCCGGAGGGGGCCUCCCAGGGGAUGACGCCGUUCCGAUCGCGAGGCCGAAGGUCGAAACCAUCCUCCCGAGCCGCCUCCCCAACACGAUCCAGUUCCAGUGCCAGCCAGAGCAACCACAGCUGUGCUUCCAUGCCAUCCUCCCCCGCAACCCUGGCCAGCGGAGCCAAGACUCCACAUCACUUCUCUCGAUGUUAUGACAAACCCUGGUUGAUAAACAGUAAAGCGAGCACCCCCCUGAGGGGAUUCGAUUAUUCCGACUUCCAGCUCCCAAGCGCCGAGGUGACCCCCUCUGCGGGCAGCAAGCUGAAGAGACCCACCUUCCACUCCAGCCGCACCUCCCUGGCUGGGGACACCAGUAACAGCUCCUCACCCAUCUCCGCAGGUGCCAAAACCAGUUGGGCAGACCCCAAGAGGACAGCGAGCCGCCCCACCAGCCGUGCCGGGAGCCGCACCGGGAGCCGGGCCAGCAGCCGCCGCGGGAGCGACGCCUCCGACUUGGACGUGCUGGAGACGCAGUCGGCGUGCUCGGACACCUCGGAGAGCAGCGCGGCCGGCGGGCAGGGUGGAUCGCGCCGUGCCGCCGCCAAACCCUCCAAAAUCCCCACCAUGUCCAAGAAAAGCACCACUGCCACCCCGAAAACACCCGGCCCCAAGAGAUAAUACUGUACCGAGGCACAGGGAGAGAGGAAACCCGACCCGUGUCCAGUUUUUAACCCUGCUCCGUACAUUGGAUGUAUAUUUAUUCUAAAUGGGAGAAACUAUAUUGUUAAAAGUGUAAAAGAAA
Molecule: messenger RNA, 22504 nt
Organism: Neopsephotus bourkii (Bourke's parrot)
Lineage: Eukaryota; Metazoa; Chordata; Aves; Psittaciformes; Psittacidae
Gene: MACF1
Product: microtubule actin crosslinking factor 1
Exons: 99
Coding region: 64-22380 (7438 amino acids)
Biological process (GO): regulation of focal adhesion assembly; wound healing; intermediate filament cytoskeleton organization
Cellular component (GO): microtubule; membrane; actin cytoskeleton
Molecular function (GO): calcium ion binding; structural molecule activity; microtubule binding
Source: RefSeq, a predicted model, not a curated record